UAGGGGACAGACUGUGGAAGUGUGCAAAAUGUAGAGUACUUGAGCAAUCCCACAGUGAUUUCACCCAGAGUGAAUGGAACAGGCGUCUGUUAACUCCUCUUGAAAGAAGAAAAGGUUUCUCUUGACAUCACAAUGAGCAGUCGAGUGGAUGAUGUUAUGCAGCUUUGCUGUGAGGUCUCAGCCAGCAGGAAGAUGAAAGCAGCCGUGAAGAGCUCUGAAAAGCGAGCUGCAGCGCCUGCGGAGGUGCUUUUGUAGGGGGAAUGAUUGGAGGCGCAUGCCGGCAUAGCUGUUGGUGGUACUUUGGGAGGUCUUCUGGGAAUUUGGAUGACCAGUGGCCAGUUCAAGCCUCUUCAAGAGAUCAUCAAGGAGCUGCCUUCAAAAUAUAAGGAGAAACUGUACUCUGAUGUCAUGGGUGCACUGGGCACACUGGACUGGACAGAAGUGGCUGGCCUCAUUGCUCUGGUCAUGGGCAGUGCUACUCUGCAAGAGCAAGUGCUUGUUGCUAUACUCGCCCCAAAAGAGCUCAAGGCUGAAGUGCGGUAUGGAAACUGACCCCUAGAGGGUUGAUCUCACCAGCCAGUGGUUCUCAAUCCCGCAUCCCGUUGCUUUUACAUUUA
Messenger RNA from Carassius carassius (crucian carp), 617 nucleotides. RefSeq names its product protein C19orf12 homolog. NCBI's taxonomy places the organism in Eukaryota, Metazoa, Chordata, Actinopteri, Cypriniformes, Cyprinidae. The record is from RefSeq and is a predicted model, not a curated record. The transcript is spliced from 3 exons.